Messenger RNA from Hippoglossus stenolepis (Pacific halibut), 569 nucleotides. Its product is annotated as growth arrest and DNA damage-inducible protein GADD45 gamma. Gene Ontology annotation, cellular component: cytoplasm; nucleus. Lineage: Eukaryota; Metazoa; Chordata; Actinopteri; Pleuronectiformes; Pleuronectidae. The coding region runs from base 1 to 423 and encodes 140 amino acids. The transcript is spliced from 3 exons. The record is from RefSeq and is a predicted model, not a curated record. Gene Ontology annotation, biological process: regulation of cell cycle.
AUGGAGUCUCCUGGAAAAUCCCUGAAGGAAGCUCUGCUCUGCGCUCAGAGCGAGAACCGAGUCACCGCCGGAGUCUACGAGAGCGCUAAGAUCAUGACUGAUGACCCGGACAGUGUGUCCUUCUGCGUCCUGGCCACGGACGAGCAGUUCGAGUGUGACAUCGCUCUGCAGAUCCACUUCACCCUCAUCCAGUCCUUCUGCUUCGACAACGACAUCAGCAUCGUCCGAGUGAGCGACGUGCAGCGUCUGGCUGAGCUCGUUGGAGACAAGGCGGAGCAGCUGGAAGACGCUCACUGCGUCCUCAUCACGAACCCAGCUGAGGGCUCUUGGGAGGACCCUGCUCUGGAGAAGCUGCACCUGUUCUGUGAGGAGAGCCGCCGUCUGAACGACUGGGUCCCUGAGGUCAGCCUCCCCGGCCGCUGAUCGGGGCCCCGGCUCCUCUCUUGCUCAGAUGCUGUGAAGCUUCUUAUCUGGAAAUACUCAUCCCGAUGAGGAUGACCCUGUUUCUGCUCAUCCCUGGAUACUCCUGAGGAGGAUUCCCGUCCAGGCAGCACGGCGCCGGCCCCGAG